ACCACCCAGCAAUCUGGAGGACGCUCCUGAUUGCCCCCUGGAGACAGGUUUUUCUGUCUCCUAUCUGAAGAACUCGGAUCGAGUUCACCUAUGUCGGGAAGCAUCAUCUGGGUCCCGCUUGCCGCCAUCUGCUUCACUUUCAUUUUUACUCGAGCAGCUAUCGGGCUGCCUUUGUCUCUUUGUUCUCGGUGUUCUCCAGAUCCUUUUGUUCUCCUAUCUCUUUUAUUCCCCUCCUAACAUGGAACAGACAAUCUCAACCCCUUUGGACUUGACUUUAGCUCACUGGACUGACGUUAAGAGCCGAGCUCAUAGUUUAUCUGUUGAAAUAAAGAAAGGAAAAUGGCAAACUCUAUGUGAGGGAGAAUGGACUAUGUUUAAUGUUGGAUGGCCCCAAGGAGGGACCUUUAACCCAGAUCUUAUUCAGGCUGUUAAACGGAUCAUCUUGCAGGAGGCUGGAGGCCACCCCGACCAGAUGCCUUACAUUUUUACUUGGCAGGAUCUUGUCCAAGACCCGCCUUCCUGGUUGAAGCCCUGGAUUCCUCCCCAACCCACUAACAGUAUCCCCUCGGGGACUUCAAAAGUUCUCGUUGCAGUACCCCCCCGGGAGGAAAAGAAGAUUUACCCGGACAUUCAGAUGGAGCUCCUCCUGGAUUCACCACCACCCUACCCGCCAACCCACACCCCCACAGCUCCUCCUCCUGCCCCCUCACCAGAAGGGGCACAGGGGGGCCCAGCCACAGGGAACCGAAGUCGGCGAGCUCUGUCUCCUGAUACUACCGUUGCCCUACCACUCAGGGCUAUAGGACCCUCACCCCCUUUAGGACCAGGGGAUGACCCAACUCAGAGAACUCUGCCACCCCUACAAUAUUGGCCUUUCUCCUCCGCAGACCUUUAUAAUUGGAAGGCCAACCACCCUCCCUUCUCGGAGGGCCCCUCAAAAUUAACUGCACUCAUGGAAUCCCUAGUUUCCUCCCACCAGCCCACAUGGGACGAUUGCCAGCAGUUACUCCGGACCCUCUUUACGACCGAGGAGAGGGAACGUAUCCUGUUGGAAGCCAGAAAGAAUGUCCCUGGUGACGACGGGUGCCCAACCCAACUCCAGAACGUCAUAGAUGACGGGUUCCCCCUGAUCAGACCCAACUGGGACUUCAACACCCCUGACGGUAGGGAGCAUCUCCGAAUCUAUCGCCAGGCUCUGGUGGCUGGUCUCCGCGGGGCUGCAAGAUGCCCUAACAAUUUGGCCAAGGUAAGGGAAGUCAUUCAGGGACCUAAUGAGGUCCCCUCUGUGUUCCUUGAGCGCCUCAUGGAGGCCUAUCGUAGGUAUACGCCCUUUGAUCCUAUGGUGGAGGAACAAAGAGUUUCAGUGCUGAUGUAUUUUGUAGAUCAGUCAGCACCAGAUAUCAGAAGGAAAUUACAAAGACUAGAUGGGUUAAGCCAUUAUACUCUGUCAGACUUAGUUAAGGAAGCAGAAAAGGUUUAUAAUAAAAGAGAAACUGAAGAGGUAAAAGAAGAGAGAAGGGCAAAACAACAGGAAGAAAGGGACCAAAAACGAGAUAAGAGACAUGAAAAAAACAUGACUAGAAUUCUGGCCGCCGUAAUCCAGAAUAAAGGAAGUGCAGGCAGACCUAGGGAUACUAGGCAGAAGCAGAACCCAGGCAACAGGCACCAAUUAGAAAAGGACCAAUGUGCCUAUUGCAAAGAGAAGGGACACUGGAUUAAGGACUGCCCCAAAAAGAAACCAAAGGAGGUUUUGACCCUAGAAGAUGAUGAAUGAGGGGGACGGGGCUCGGAUCCCCUCCCCGAGCCUAGGGUAACCUUGAAGGUGGAGGGGAAACCCAUCCAAUUUCUGGUGGACACUGGCGCCCAACAUUCAGUCCUACUGAAAUCAGAGGGACCCAUUUCCAACAGAAAAUCUUGGGUGCUGGGGGCUACUGGAAAUCACCAAUUUUCAUGGACUACCCGAAGAACAGUGGACCUAGGCGUGGGCCGGGUAUCCCACUCGUUCCUUGUAAUUCCAGGCUGCCCUGCCCCCUUAUUGGGACGGGACUUGCUAACAAAAAUGGGAGCUCAAAUUACCUUCACAAAGAAGGGCCCUCAAGUAACUGAUCAACAUGGGAAAAUUAUCCAUGUUUUAACCAUGAAAUUAGAAGAUGAACAUAGACUAUUUGAACGGCCUCAAACUAACACAGACAUGAAUAAAUGGCUCACCAAAGUCCCGGGAGCCUGGGCUGAAACUGCCGGGAUGGGACUGGCUUCCCAUCAACCACCAAUAAUUGUUAAUCUAAAGGCUUCUGCAACCCCCGUCUCAGUACGACAAUACCCCAUGACCCAGGAGGCCAGAGAAGGAAUCAAACCUCACAUAAUGAGGCUUCUAAAAUUAGGGGUUAUAAAAAGGUGCCAAUCCCCUUUGCUGCCAGUGCGCAAGCCAAACACCAAUGACUAUCGCCCAGUUCAAGACUUAAGAGAGGUUAACAAAAGGGUCGAAGACCUACACCCAACUGUGCCCAAUCCCUAUAACCUCCUGAGUUCACUACCCCCGGACCGGGACUGGUACACAGUCUUGGACCUGAAAGAUGCUUUUUUCUGCUUGCCAUUAAAUGAAAAGAGUCAACCUAUCUUUGCCUUUGAAUGGAAGGACCCUGACUCCGGAAUCUCCGGACAGUUGUCUUGGACUAGGCUGCCCCAAGGAUUCAAAAAUUCACCCACCAUCUUUGACGAGGCACUUCACCAGGACCUGGCCUCCUUCCGAACCUCAAACCCCCAGGUAACUCUCCUCCAAUACGUUGCCGACUUACUCCUCGUGACUGGAACCCAAACUGAAAGUGAACAGGGGACAAAGGCACUAUUGAAGGAACUGGCCCACCUGGGUUACCGCGCCUCGGCGAAGAAGGCCCAACUCUGCAAAAGGCAAGUAAACUACUUGGGGUAUUCUCUGAAAGGAGGGUGGAGAUGGCUGACGGAAGCAUGUAAGCAGGCUGUGGAACAGAUCCCAGUGCCUGCAAAUGCCAGGCAAAUACGGGAAUUCCUGGGAUCUGCAGGAUUUUGUAGACUGUGGAUACCGGGGUUUGCCACCCUGGCGGCCCCCCUUUACCCCUUGACUAAGACGUCUGCAGUUUUCCAAUGGGGAGAGGAACAACAACAGGCUUUUGACGACAUCAAGCGUGCCCUCUUAAAGGCACCUGCUCUCUCCCUUCCCGACACCUCCAAGCCAUUUUACUUGUAUAUACAUGAGCAGAAAGGCAUUGCAAAAGGGGAUGCUGAUAAAUUAACUCUGGGGCAGACUGUCACAGUCAUUGCAUCCCAUGCACUGGAGAGUGUCAUCCGUCAGCCUCCAGACCGAUGGCUCUCAAACGCCCGAAUCACCCACUACCAGAGUCUCCUCCUUAACUCGGACAGGGUCAAGUUUGCACCCCCCACUCAACUAAAUCCGGCUACCCUCUGGCCAGAUCCCGACUCCACAGUAAUUCACAGCUGUGGGGACAUCUUGGCUGAGGUUACUGGAAUGAGACCUGAUCUGACGGACCAGCCACUACCAGAUGCCAAGGUAACCUGGUUCACUGAUGGCAGUAGCUACCUCCUUGAAGGUAAGCAGAUGGCGGGGGCGGCAAUUGUUGACGGAGACAGGGUGAUCUGGGCUAACAAACUGCCUGAAGGGACUUCAGCCCAGAAGGCCGAACUAAUUGCAUUAACCCAAGCCUUAAAUAUGGCAGAAGGGAAAAAGGCUACCAUAUAUACAGACAGCCGGUAUGCUUUUGCAACUGCACAUGUGCAUGGUGCCAUCUACCGGCAGAGAGGGUUAUUAACCUCUGCGGGAAAAGAAAUCAAAAACAAACAAGAAAUUUUAGAUUUACUCAAUGCCCUGCAUCGGCCUGCCAAGCUGGCUAUAGUCCAUUGUCCGGGGCACCAAAAAGGAAACUCUCUAGUGGCAAGAGGAAACAGGAUGGCUGAUGUAGAGGCCAAAAAGGCUGCUCAAGGAACAAAAUUAAUAGAAACUCUCAAAAAGACUGAUUAUCACAUAAUAGGACUUAAAGAAAUAGCUGAGAAGCUGGUAAAACAAUGCAUCCCAUGUCAAAAAGUAAAUGCCCAGACCUCCCAGACGGACCCUGGUAAGAGACUUCGCGGAGAUCGACCAGGCUUGUAUUGGGAGACUGAUUUCACCGAGCUGAAAUCUGCCCACUAUGGGAAUAAAUAUCUUCUAGUUUUUAUAGACACAUUCUCUGGAUGGGUGGAAGCCUACCCCACUAAGAAAGAGACAGCCACAAUGGUAACCAAAAAACUUUUAGAAGAAAUCAUCCCCAGAUAUGGGGUACCUCAGGUAAUAGGCUCAGACAACGGUCCUGCCUUUGUUGCCCAGGGGCCCUUCACGGUACUCCUGACGACACCCACUGCCGUGAAGGUAGACGGGAUAGCUGCCUGGAUCCACGCAUCUCACGUGAAACCAGCUCCAUCACUUGACCCCCGCUGGCAGCUGACAAAGACUGAUAACCCCCUUAAACUACGCCUUCACUGUGUCUCUGUCAAUCAUGAUGAAGUUUUUUAA
Messenger RNA from Jaculus jaculus (lesser Egyptian jerboa), 4540 nucleotides. RefSeq lists its product as uncharacterized. Gene Ontology annotation, molecular function: aspartic-type endopeptidase activity; nucleic acid binding; zinc ion binding. NCBI's taxonomy places the organism in Eukaryota, Metazoa, Chordata, Mammalia, Rodentia, Dipodidae. The record is from RefSeq and is a predicted model, not a curated record. Gene Ontology annotation, biological process: DNA integration; proteolysis; virion assembly.